AUGGGUCCCAGGCACUGGCUGACUUCCAACUAUACGCAGUUUGCAGUCCCUUACUUCAUCUAUGAUAUCUACGCUAUGUUUCUGUGCCAUUGGCACAGGUACCAGGUUAAAGGGCAUGAGUCAAGAUGCGUUGAGACCCAGAUGCUGCACACUGCCACCCGUGCCUACUUGCACAAGGAAUUACUGAUGGUGAUUCACCAUCUUUUCAUGGUGUUGGUUUGCUUCCCUGUGUCUGUGCUGUGGCGUCAAGGCAAAGGUGACUUCUUCCUGGGUUGUAUGUUGAUGGCUGAACUUAGCACUCCUUUCGUCUGCCUUGGGAAGGUUCUCAUCCUGUACAAGCAGCAGCACACUCUUCUCCACAAGGUGAAUGGCAUGGCCAUGCUAGUCACAUUCUUCUGCUGCCGAAUCCUGCUCUUUCCAUAUAUGUACUGGGUAUAUGGGCAGUAUGCUGGCUUGCCCUUCUACCGUGUACCCUUCUUCAUCCCCGCUGAGUACAAUUUGGGAUCGGUCAUCCUCAUGGCUCCCCAGAUAUACUGGUUUGGCCUCAUCUGCCGUGGAGCGUUCCGUGUCUUCCAUGCCCAGGGUACCACCAAGGAACAAGUAUUGCAAAAUGGGCACAGGAUGGAUACCCAGGCACUGGACUAA
Molecule: messenger RNA, 645 nt
Organism: Pseudonaja textilis
Lineage: Eukaryota; Metazoa; Chordata; Lepidosauria; Squamata; Elapidae
Source: RefSeq, a predicted model, not a curated record